Molecule: messenger RNA, 912 nt
Organism: Mucor velutinosus
Lineage: Eukaryota; Fungi; Mucoromycota; Mucoromycetes; Mucorales; Mucoraceae
Exons: 1
Coding region: 1-912 (303 amino acids)
Molecular function (GO): zinc ion binding; nucleic acid binding
Source: RefSeq, a predicted model, not a curated record
AUGCAUGGAGAGGUUGUUCCUGCCAGCAAUGGUACGCCUACCGCAUCUACAACCACUUCAACAAACAGCAAAAUUAAGACUCGAAUUUGUAGAAAUGCUCGAACAGACAAUGGUUAUCUUCUUGACAUUUCCAAGAUCCCUAACAAGACUGAACAGCAGCAUCUGCAGACCAUCGAUCAACAGUACAAAGCAUCCAAUUUCUUUGGCAUCAAGUUUUUGGGCAAGAAUGUUCAAAGAUACAUCGAAGUCUAUCCCAACAACGAGAUUGUCGAUCGCUUCGUAACCGAAGGUAUUCUCUACGAAUCUGAACAGUCAAAGAUUCGACUCUUCCCGUGCAAAGCAAUCGGUGGAGAAGGCAAGCUCAUCCAACUUUCUCUUACGGAUAUUCCAUUCCUUCCUCAAGCUCAAUUGUUGGAAGAACUGUCUAAGGCUCUAGGAAUUUUUGAAAAAACUUUAGACCUCGGUCUGAAUUACGAGCAGUCCAUGGGUUGGUUCAUGGGUACUGGCUAUGCUAUUCUUCAGCAAUUACCCGGUGUCAACUAUCCAGCCCUGCAUCACAGCAUUACUUGGAAGACCGUCUCUGAGGCUGAAGAAUUUUGCCAUGCAACCUUCCCGGACAUGGCCACUUGGUGUCGCUACUGCCACGAAGAGGGCCACACGAAGUUUGAAUGUCCCAAGGCAUUGGCCCGCAUUAUAUGUUACAAUUGUGAUAACGCUGGUCAUCGUCAAGAUACUUGCCAUAAACCCAAGAAAGGAUCCUCGGAUCGUGAAUUCAAGAAGGCUCGAAUGAUCCCAUCUACCACCUCUUCUGCGGAAGCUGACAAGUCCAAGUGGGCGCCAAGCAAUAUCCAGAACUCGGAUGCGGGUACGCCACAACCCCAGGGACAGCGACAGCAGCACCAGAACCAGUAA